Molecule: messenger RNA, 1411 nt
Organism: Clupea harengus (Atlantic herring)
Lineage: Eukaryota; Metazoa; Chordata; Actinopteri; Clupeiformes; Clupeidae
Gene: tsc2
Product: tuberin-like
Exons: 8
Coding region: 167-982 (271 amino acids)
Biological process (GO): regulation of cell cycle; negative regulation of TOR signaling; positive regulation of GTPase activity
Cellular component (GO): nucleus; TSC1-TSC2 complex; cytoplasm
Molecular function (GO): GTPase activator activity
Source: RefSeq, a predicted model, not a curated record
CACUGCUCGGGGUUUGUUCAUUGAUUUUGCCUUCUCUGUUUCCUCUCUCUCCAGUUUUGUCUUCCUGCAGCUUUACCAUUCUCCCUUCUUUGGCAACGAGGCCAACAAGCCCCUUCUGUUACCCAAAUCUCAGUUGAUAGACAGGGCGGUGAAGGUGCUGGAUCAGAUGCCCCCCUAUGACACCCAUAAGAUCGGUGUGGUGUUUGUGGGAGCAGGCCAGGUGAAUAAUGAGGUGGCCAUCCUGUCCAAUGAGUAUGGCUCCAACCGCUACGCUCACUUCCUGACAGGCCUGGGGAAACUCAUCCAUCUCAAAGACUGUGACCCUGAUCAGAUCUUUCUGGGUGGCCUGGACCAGUAUGGGGAUGACGGGGAGUUUACUUACUGUUGGCAUGACGACAUCAUGCAGGCCAUCUUCCACAUCGCCACGCUCAUGCCCAACAGGGAGUCGGAUAAAGGCUGCUGCAACAAGAAGAGACACAUUGGGAAUGAUUUUGUGGUCGUGGUCUACAACGAUUCCUCUGAGGAGUACAAGUUGGGCACCAUCAAGGGCCAGUUUAACUUUGUAGAGGUCGUCAUCAAGCCCCUGGACUACGACAGCAACCUGGUCACGCUGCAGUGUCGUAAAGAUCUGGAGGGCUUGGUGGACACCAGUGUGGCAAAGAUCGUAUCAGACCGGAAUCUUCCGCUGCUCGUGCGGCAAAUGGCCUUGCAUGCUAACAUGGCAUCUUUAGUGCACCAGUACAGAGCCAACCCCUCCGACGCCUACGCCUCCAAGUGGCUGGCCAGGCUACGGCACAUCAAACGGAUCCGCACUCGGGCCCAGGAGGAGAUCCAGUCUCGGCCCACCCCAGGGAUCUCCCUCACCCAAAGCCACGCCUCUAUGCUGAAGAACGUCCACCAGCAGGGGGGCUCUGGCCAAUCGGACUCAGGGCAGCGGAAGAGGCUGGUGUCCACCGUGGAUGACUUCACAGACUUUGUGUGAGCAUUUAUGAGCUCAUCUAAAUAAGCCUGUUUUUUUUUUUCAGACAGAAAUUCUAAUCCUGCUUUCUGCAGCUCUAUACAUUAUGCACACAUAACUGCCACACCCACUUUCUCACUGCCUACGAGUUGCUCAUCUAUAUAUCAGAGUUGGUGAUCUUUCUGCCCUCUUUCAGACAUCAUCAUCUCUUUCACACACACACACACACACACACACACACACACACACACACACUCUCAGCCAUGCUGUGCUCAGCUGAUUACAGCCUCUUUGCCAAACCUUGUGUGUGUAAAAGGGAGAUCAUAUUGCUGGCUCAGAAGUUGCACAGAAGAAUGGUCAAGGAGACACAUGCUAGAAGUCUCCAGAAUCACAGAUAUAUUUGCCAAUUCUUGCCAAACACUACCCCCAAACACCCCCCCCCAAACCCCACCC